This is a messenger RNA of Lachancea fermentati, 1257 nucleotides long. The record is from the annotation of a GenBank genome assembly. Lineage: Eukaryota; Fungi; Ascomycota; Saccharomycetes; Saccharomycetales; Saccharomycetaceae.
AUGGAAGAACCUCCAUUAGUGAUCGAUAAUGGCUCUUAUGAGAUCAAAUUUGGCCCCUCAACCAAUAAAGCCCCCUUUAGGGCGCUAAAUGCAUUAGCAAAAGACAAAUAUGGCACUUAUCAUCUUUCAAAUCAAUCGCGUUCAAUCAAAGAUAUCUCUUCUGUGACCUUCAGAAGACCGCACGAACUCGGACAAUUAACGUCUUGGGAGCUUGAGUCGCAAAUAUGGGACUAUUGUCUCUAUAAUCCGGAUGAAUUUGACGGAUGGUGUGUAGAAACCACGAAGGGCCAGCAUCUCAUCGCUAGCGAGACAUGCAUGACAAUUCCAGAAUUGAGUAAGAAUAUGGAUCAAGUCAUUUUCGAAGAGUACGAGUUUGGGAGCCUUUUUAAAGCACCCGUAGCUACAUAUAUCCCGUUCAAUUGGGACGACCCCGAGACGACAGUGCUUUCUGCGAAGGGCGACGACGAUGUCGCCAUAGAGAAACAACAAGAGGCAGAAUACAACAACUUUCAGCUGGUCAUCGAUUCCGGCUUCAAUUGCACUUGGGUGAUACCUGUGAUCAAGGGCAUUCCAUACUACAAAGCUGUGAAGCGGCUGGAUAACGGGGGUCGUUUUCUCAACGGUCUUUUGAAGGAAACGCUUUCGUUCCGGCACUACAACGUUAUGGACGAGUCAAUUCUCGUAAACAAUAUCAAAGAAAAAUGCCUAUUCAUGAGCCCCAACUCAUAUUUUGAUAGUUUUCAGAACCGUGAGAAGACAGCUAAAGAAUAUGUCCUGCCGGACUUCCAAACCAGUUUCCAGGGAUACCUGCGAAAACCGGGUCAAGUCCUUCCAGAAAACUCUCAAACCAUUUUACUACAAGAUGAGCUCUUCUCAGUGCCUGAAACUUUCUUCCAUCCUGAGAUUGCAUCCCUUCUAAACCCGGGGAUUGUUGAAACCAUCUUGGAAAGUAUCUCAAUGCUUCCCGAAGCUUUCCGCCCUUUGAUGGUAGGCAAUAUAGCCGUCACAGGUGGUAAUUUCAACAUCCCCAAUUUCGCCACACGGCUCGCCACAGAACUACAAAGACAAUGCCCUACCGACUGGUCUUGCCGCAUAACUGUUCCUACACAAGAUGCUUCAUUAUUUGGUUGGAGGUCAAUGCAAAAAUUUAGUACAACACAGGCAUAUCCAGCUGCUCGUGUAACCCGAGAAGAAUAUUACGAGCAUGGUGUUGAUUGGUGCACAAAGAAUCGUUUCGGGUACCAGAAGUGGCUAUGA